AAGCAGGCAGUUGUACAUACUGUACAAUACAAUCGCACCUACCUUAGGUACAUCUCAAACUAGGUACUACAUAAUAGAUGCUAAAUGAGCAUUGGACGCCUGCAUGUGAGCAAUCCGGGAGUCAUCCAUCAAUCCGUCCAUCUGCAUCACUUCUCAACGACGCUGCUGCCGUCGACCCCCCCAACAGCUUCUACUAAUUUAAUUUUACCGUAUACUUCUUCAAACCCCAUCUUUCCCACAGUCCAAUAUUCAAAUUCCAUGUUUAGUACCUUGGUUUUUCCUUUAUUGGCGGGUUAAAUCAUCCCGGGUUCUUAGUUUAUCAUAAGCAUUCAAGAAAGUCGUAUUGUUUGCAUCACCGUGCUAUCGUCACCGCUGAUUAAUUUGCUUUUUUUCUCCUCAAAUCCCGCCUAACUCUACCCGACGUUCCUCGUCCCCAUCUUCAUCGUAAUCUGCGGGAGUCUACCCCCUCCUGCGCCUUGAUCGAAUAUGUUCUCAGAAUAUGCGUCUAGGUUCCUAGCCCAGUCGCAGUCCCGGUUAUCCAAUUUCGGUCAGCCGGACAACAACAACAACGAACUCUCGAACCGACAACCGCAGACGACACCAGGUCGAUUCUCAGGUAGACAUCCCGCACGGUCUUCGUACCAGACCCGACUAGGGAAUCCUUAUCAACCCUCGAAUUCGCGGUUCGGAGGCUUCUCGAGGUAUAAUACUACCUCGGAUGCCCCGCUCUUUCACAGUGCCUUAAACGAGUACCGAGAAGACGAGGAUGAGGACGAUGCGAGAGAAGCUGCGGAUCUUCGGGCCUUGCAGCGGUCGCGUCGGGUUUUUGUCUCAAGCCGCCUGGAGGAGAGCUCGGCUUCGGAGAACGAUGACCUUCGCGCCUCGUCCGAGCACGAUGAGAGCGAGUCGUACGGGAACCUAUACUCGAGCGCUCGUCCUAUAGGUGGUAUCAAGAGCAGUUGGAACGGGGAGUCGAGCUUCAAGGACAGACAUUCAAAGCGCGAAGUGGUCAAAGACCCAGACGGGCCGGGUAACCCCCAGCAUCAGCGGCAGAACUCCGAUACGGAUGAGAGUGGAAAGAUGGUCGAUAUCGGCCUGGAGUCAACGGUGUUAGAUAAUGAGGUACCUGACGAUCUCUUACAAGAGACUCCUACAGACUCGGCACCACCCGCAUUUCAGCAGUUCAAGUCUGGGUCGAGUGGUCCAAAGGGCGUAGCCGGACGGAGAGGCUCGAAUCUGGAGCAUGAUCAGCGUCUAAUGCGACAGGCUAUAGCGGAAGAGGACGAGACGGAGGAAGAAGAGCGAAACGAGAUUCCUGCACCUACGCCCACGCGAAUGUAUGGCGAGAUCUUUGUGCAUGACCAAUUCUUCGCAUGGAUCUACCUUAUAGCCAUCGCUUCCCUUUUCGCGACCUUCGUAUUAGUCUGGUUGCAUACAUCUGUGCCCGGCAGGAAGAUUGGUGACACCAUAUACACGACACUCCAUUCGUCUUUUUACCUCUUGGCUGUAGAUACGUUAGUCUCAAUCAUCGUUGCCCUAGUUUGGAUGGCAGCGUUACGGUCUUUUGUUCAGCCCUUAGCUCUGCUCAUCCUACUAGGCGUCCCGAUCGUCCUCUUCUCAUUUUCGUUGUAUCCGAUGAUUUCCAGCUUCCAGGGACCAGACCACGGAUCGCGAGUACAGGACGUGGUAAUGAGAUAUGCAGCCAUCAUUCCAGGGGCCUGCGCAAUCGUUUGGGUAUGGUUAUUAUAUAAGGGACGUCACGAAAUACAGAGGGCGGUUGACAUAUUGGACUUCUCUAGUCGCAUCCUUGCGGCCAAUCCGGCGUUGGUGCUUCUCGGACUCGGUUCGUUAAGCUUCGUUGUUGGGUGGACGUGGAUAUGGCUAUGGAUGUUCACAAGAAUCUUCCUCGGGGGCUACUUUUCUAAGUCGCUUUCGGCCUUUGUCAUCGGCACUGCGACGUGGUGGUUGGCGGUCUUUUUCUUCCUCAUGUACGUUUGGACUCUCUCCGUUAUGAGCGGAGUUGUUCGCGCUACUACCGGAGGUACCGUUUCGAACUGGUAUUUUUUCCGCAACAAUCAGUCGUCCGCCUCGUCGAAUGCGAUUGUCAAGGGUGCGCUAGGACACUCUAUGACUACGGUAUUUGGCACCAUUUGUGCCUCGACCGUACUAUCCUUGGCGGUCCGAAUUCCUAUUUUGAUCCUACCUCGUCGGAUCUCGAGCAUCUUCGAGUUCAUAGGAUGGCGACUGGCACCUCGCCCGGUGUCAGUCCUAACCAACCCUCUGGCAUUAACAUAUGCGUCGAUUCACUCAUUACCCCUAAUGGAAUCGGCGUCACAGCUUAGCAGGAUACAGUUCCUUGCCACAGGACCCACUACGACUCUUACACCGAGCGCAUUCUCCCGACGUGGGCAGUCAUCAGCAUCGUUAAUGCCCUACAGAAUGGCAAAGAUGCUUCUCCAUGCCGCACGGUUCGUCAUGUCAACAGCUCUGGGUUUUGCGGCAUGGGUUAUGACCGCACGGCAGUUGCAGGUUCAAAUACCAGAGGGUCACGGCAUCAGAGGGAGCGCGUACGCGUACGUGGUUGGUAUGGUAGCUAGCAUGAUCGGUUGGGGCGUGUUAGGGGCAAUGGAAGGUAUUCUUUCAGGCAUCCUCGACGGUGUUCUUAUAUGCUACGCUAGCGAAAGGCGGCUAGGUAGCGAGCGGGCGACUUACUGCAUCGAGGCGGCACGGUUAUUCGAGGAGAGGAGAUAUGAUGAAAGGGAUAUGGUUUAAUGGUAUUUUCUAACUACACACAUUGCACUUUUAGCUUCGGCGUUAGCGUUAGGCCGCCAACGAUGGCGGAUAGGAGUCACGAGAUUGGACAUGCUAGAAUUAAAGAUUACGGGGAGUAUUUCGCUACAUAGCUACUAUGUCGGCGGUGCGCUUCGUGUCGCUGCUUAUGACAUCGUUGGGUCGGUUCGUCGAGAAGCGGUGGGUUUCGCAUUCGUCUUGACUAGCCAAAACUGGUUCGCAAGAGGCCAGAGCACUGGGGACUCGUCCAACGAUAAAUAAGAAUGGUAGAAUAUUAGAACCGAGCUCUCUGGCUCUUGAGACUCUUGUUAGGUCGUAGGAAAUGUGAGCGUUUUAUUACACUUUA
Molecule: messenger RNA, 3136 nt
Organism: Daldinia loculata
Lineage: Eukaryota; Fungi; Ascomycota; Sordariomycetes; Xylariales; Hypoxylaceae
Exons: 2
Coding region: 487-2772 (761 amino acids)
Biological process (GO): transmembrane transport
Cellular component (GO): plasma membrane
Molecular function (GO): transmembrane transporter activity
Source: RefSeq, a predicted model, not a curated record